CCCUAAGAAAACCUUUCUUAUAAGGAAGAAAAGAAAAAAUAAAUAAAUAAAUAAAAAAUUAUAUACAUCUCCAUCAAUAAAUAAAUAAAUAAAACAUCAUCAUCAGUUAGCUGGCACGCAGCUUCAGUUGCCAAUGGGAUAAUAAAAAGAGCUCCUUCCUCCCUCCACCGUAGAAGCCUCACGUGAAACCUCCUUUUUAUGUGUGUAAAUGUGUGUAUAUAUCCUACCUAUAUAUUUCAACCCCAACUCACUACCUAUUUUUCACUCAUCCAAUACCCACUUCACUUUGCAUCUCUCUCCCACUAUAUUCCAACUUAGAAUCUGAAUCUCUCUCUCUCACUAAAAGUCAUCUCCAUGGCCUCACAAUACCAGACCUCGACUUUACAACUCAUCAGUCAACACCUUAUUCACGACUUCGCGUUCGUUGCUGAUCUCAAUUUCUCUGCCUCUCAAUCAUCUGAAAUUUUGAAUUCCCAAACUUCUAGUUCUGGGUCUAACUCUGCUCUUCGCAUCUCCAACAAUUUUGAAUUUGAUUUCUUCACGAGCUUGUCCAAUCCCAACCCAACUCAUUUUGAUCACUUGGAAUUUGAACCCAAACCGCAAAUUUCGAAUACGAAGACGUAUAAACAACCGACUAGCUUUAGUGAUCGCCGGCCGUUGUUGAGCAUAUCGGUUCCGUCGCCGGGGAAGAAGGUUGAGUUAUCGGGAUUUGGGGGGAAUAAUCGGCCGCCGGUGGUGCCUGCGGCGGUGAAUGACAGAAAGGUGACGGAUUCCGGGGAGAAGAGGCAUUACAGGGGAGUACGUCAGCGGCCGUGGGGGAAAUUCGCGGCGGAGAUUCGGGACCCGAACCGGAGAGGUUCUAGGGUGUGGUUGGGGACGUUCGAUACCGCAAUUGAGGCGGCUAAGGCUUACGACAGAGCGGCGUUCAAGCUGCGUGGAAGCAAGGCGAUUGUGAAUUUUCCUCAUGAAGUUGGGAGUCCGCCGCAGGAGUCUGACCCACCGGCCAACACUCGCCCGAAGAGGCGCAGAGAGAGUGAUACGGAAGAGACAGCGAGCGUGACGGUGAAGAGGGAGAAGUCGCCGGAAUCUGACAACAGGACGGAGAGUGUUUCAACGGUAGUUCCUUUGACGCCGUCGAGUUGGACAGCCGUUUGGGACUAUGCUGACGUGAAGGGUAUAUUUGAAGUACCUCCGUUAUCGCCGUUAUCACCCCAUCCUAGUCUGGGAUAUUCCACGCUUACAGUUAUCUGAGAGGUUAUUAUCAGAGAACCAAACUAAAAGAAAAGAAUAAAUAAAUAAAUUCUUUUUGGUCAAACGCUCUUUAAACAGAAAUGGUGGUAAUGAUCAAGAGUUAAAAAUUAUUUUGAUGUAAAUACAGUAAUAGCCAAAUGUAAUUUGCUCAAUUUGUUUAUUUAUUUAUAUAAUAUAAGUGUGCGUGUGUGUGUUAUUAUA
This is a messenger RNA of Cornus florida, 1452 nucleotides long. Its product is annotated as ethylene-responsive transcription factor 5-like. Lineage: Eukaryota; Viridiplantae; Streptophyta; Magnoliopsida; Cornales; Cornaceae. The record is from RefSeq and is a predicted model, not a curated record. The transcript has a single exon. Gene Ontology annotation, biological process: regulation of DNA-templated transcription; ethylene-activated signaling pathway. Gene Ontology annotation, molecular function: DNA binding; DNA-binding transcription factor activity. Bases 355 to 1251 code for a protein of 298 amino acids.